GCAGAACGAGUGUGGGAAUAUUUAAACAACUUCCUGGCAAUUCGUUAAAAUUCACGAAAAACCGCUGCGUUUAAAUCUCACAACAAACCAAAGGAAAUCGUCUUGCUGUUUUAGUAGAAAAGUUCCGCUACCCAUUGCGUUUAAUGUGUUAUCUUCAUAAUGUCUGAGUCUUCGUUUGACACAAGUGCCGCCGAAACUGCUCAAUCUUUUACAAGUGGACUUUCUCUGGGUCAAUGCAUCAAAAAAACAGAAGAAGAGUCCAAACCAACAAAAUGGUAUGAGUUGCAGCCAACAUUUGAAAAUCAAUGGCACACUUUGCAAGGAGAACCUGUUGGGUCAUCUGCACAGGCUUCUCUCUAUGAAGAUAUAACACAGGUCCCUAUAACAGAAGAUUCUAUUCAAACUCAUAACAAAAGCAUCAGCCAAAAAGAAGAGCAAGACCCAAUAUCCCGUUUACUCCAAUCCACCACAACUCCCCUGGAAGAGCUAAAGAAAACUUACCACGAUAACAUUUUGCCCAAUUCCUCAAGCUUUUAUACAGCAGGUACCAAUGUACAAGAUCCAUACACAUCCACAUAUAGUGGGAAACCAAAAGUAGCUUGGUCAACUAAACCAGAUGAAGCAACUACUGCUGCAGAUACUGCAGAUAAUCAGUCAUUGAGUGACACACUGUCUGUUGAAAUGAUCACCAACAUUCUGGAAAAAGACGACUCACUUGCACAGAGAGUUCGAGAGUUACUUGAAGAUGAAAAAUCAUCAGAACAAAGUGAACCUGAUCUGCUUAAAGAGCAAUCAACCACAAACCGAUUCCCUGAACUCCUACAAACCGAAACACCAACUUCCGUUAAACAAUAUCAAGACCAAACAACCAAGACGACAGAAACUGAGAUCACAAAAACUUCUGUUGCUUCGUCAUCCCCUAGCAGCUCUAUACCUUCAUUCAAGGAGUCCAAAGAUUUUCCUACCUCAAAGCCUGUUCAUACCAUUGAUAAUAAAGCUGACACACCGUCUAUACCACAACCACAAUCAACCUCAAUAACAAGGUCUGAUCGUUUAUCAUUCGACCCCUUAUUCAGUUUAAAUUCAACUCGUAGCACUGAGUACGGCGAUCUCCCUGAUGCUGUGGACAUCCCACAAGAUAUAGUGGAUCGAAUAAACAGUCUACGGAUGUCUCAACGUGAGGAAAAUGCACUAUCUAUUGCAAGUAUAAUUGAGACACAGCCUAAGUAUGCUUGGUCUGACACAAAGCAAGCAAUAAACCAUGUCCCUUCAUCCGCACCACAAACUUCAGUUGUUGUAAGCAAAUAUACCAGCCUUAACAAGCAGACAUCGAAUACCAACCAAGACCAACCUACACAACUCAGUGGUGGCAUCCCAAUAGCUGGGGAUGUACAGUACCACACUGGGUCAAACCCCAUUACUCCACAAUUCCCAGUUGAAGAAGAUAAAUUGCUCCAACUUCACACCUACAUCACUAAGAAGACAGGAUUUUCAUCCAUUUCUCCUCUUGUAUCCGGAAACGCCCGACUUCCAAGUCCUCCAGAUUAUUCCUCAGUAACCAAUGAUGCUGAAGAUCUUCCUGUUGUUUCUUCUUCUUCUUCUUCUCUUCCAGUGUCUCAUCCCAUCACCGUGGAUGUUGCUCAUGAUGUUGAAGAUCCCGUUGAUGUAAUUGGAUCAGAGAGGAAAGAGCCUGAAGGAAUGAGUCCUCCCAUUACAACAGCUGCUCCAUUGUCAACUUUAAGUAAACCAAUCCCCGACAACAACUUGUACAGAAAUCUAAAUGUUCCAAAUAAUUUUUUCCCCCAAAGUGGUAUCAAAAAUCCUGAUAAAAGUUUUGCCGAUGAGUCCUUGCUUGCAAAGAUUAAAUCUGUGUUGUCUGACUCCAUGAUGUCUCAGAUGGAUGAAUCUCAAGAUCCCAACAUCCUGGUGUCCGGAGGAGAGAGGAGUAUAAACAGCAGCAUUGAUUCUCUUGCUGUUCAAGUGAAAGCGCUCUUGGAGGAGGAAAUUCCUCUUGCUCUAAACGGUAGUGGAAACGAAAUGGACCAAUCGAAUCUAAGUGAGGCUAUUGAGAACUUUGAAAACACUGAGAUAUGGAAAUACGUGAUGCAAUUCUUGCCCACUGUGGAGAGUGGUAGAGAUAUGGUGGAUGGAAAUCGCAAUGAAGCUUAUUCAAACAAGCAAGAAACAACUGGCAAUGGAAGUCUUGAUGAUUCUGCCAUUGGUAACUCAUUCCUUGAGAGAGUUAGAUUUGAAUACAGGAAAGAGAAAGUUCUUCAGGAGAAACAGAGGAUAUUAAAUGAUCCCGAUGUCACUGCAGAAACAAGGAUUAGAAGAGAUGAUAUUAAAGUCCAAGAUAUAAGUUCCCAUACAUCCAAGUCCAAUGCACACACACCUACUAUGGGCAACUAUAAACCUACCCAACCACCCUACGACCCUCAUCAAACAAAAGAAUCCUCUAAGUUUGACGAGAGUAAUAUUUCUAUUCCAACAUCAACCCCUGAUGAGGAGCUUAGCUUCCACAGGAUCACAGAGAGUCAUUCAACUCCUGAUCCCAACUCCUCUCAUCCUCCAACUUCCUUCCAAAGAUAUGAAUCCAUUCCUGGCAUCCCAUCUUUCAAAAGGAGCGUUUUAUCUCCAUCCGUAUCAACCAACUCAUCUUCAUCAUCAACUCCAAGACCACAGGAACACCUGGAGAAGCCAAAGGAGCAAGUGAAGCCUGUUUCAUUCACUCCUUAUAAGUCAAAUGCAACGAAUGUGAUCUCAAAUCAAAUAUCCAGGGCAAACCAAAGGAAUUUCAACUAUACAAUGACUCCAGCCAAACCUUUGCCUGUACCUGAUUUGCAACCUACUGACUCAGUGAAGCAAAACAAGGAAGCAAGUUUUGAUCAUCUUCGCGUUUCUUCUUUUGUUUCGGAAAUUUCACAGAAAUCAGAACCAAAUAUAAGGGCUAAAGAAAGCUACCAACCCAAGCAAGAACCACCAAGUCCUUACAUUAGAUCUGCUUACUUUGACACAAAACCAACUUACAACACAGCAAGUAAUCCUACAAAGGGAUCCCACCACACACAUAGAAAUGACUUUACCCACCAGAAAGAGGUCACCCCUCAACCAUCCUCGAAAAAUACAAGAGGUUCUCCCAAACAAUCUUCUUCUCGUGUUAGAAAUGGAAGAGAAACUCAACAUACGACAUACAGAAGUCCACCUCGUAACAGUGGAGAGAAAUUCCCUCAGCGUGAAAAACUAAAAAGCAGUGUCAAAUAUCUUCCCACUUUUGCUGAAUUGAUGAAACAGCAAGAAAGAGAAGAAAAUAAAAGUCACCAUCAGGAUUUAGAUGUUAUACCAACUAAUGAUAGAAAACCACCUUUGAGACCUGUUGAUGUAAAUAAAGAGGAUAAGCUGGUUUUGGGAAGUCUUCCUAAGAUCACAGUGAAGACACCUGUAGUGGAUGUGAGGUUAAAGAAGGAUUCAUCGGAAGAAUCGGUUGUGACGACUGAUAAGUCGAUCAGGAACUUGGAAAUAUCUUCUUGCAGGCCCGAGAUACCUUCAGAUGAUUCUUACCAAGAUGCAAGCCUAACUAACGGGGAUGGGAAUUUAUCCUCUGGGAAGACAGGAUCAACAAGUGAUCUUGACAUCCAGAGGAGGAUAGUUAAUCAUGGAGCAUUGGAAGAAGAUAGAAAUACAUCUAGGAGAAAAUCACAGAGCAAGAUGCCUCUUACUCUUCAGGAGUUCCAGCAACUUGGGGAAGACUCACAGAGGAGGUUGGUAAACAGAUUCUUACCUGGUUUAAAAGAGAAGAAGAACACAUCAAGAGGUGGAAGAUCGCAUCAUUCUGCUCCCGCAUCCGGACCUAAGUCCUCUGCUGAACCAACCACUGAUGACUUCACCACGAAUGCUGUGUGUGAUAGUGAUAGCACAGAGUAUUGUGAUCUUCCAGACUCCAGGCCCGCUUCUUCUCUUCCCAAGGACUCCACAGUGGAGAGACUCCUAGGAGUAGAUGAAUCAAGAGCAGAGAUCAUCAUGAGAAGAUUGAUGGAUAAAAUAGAGCGACAAAAAGUGAAGGAAGGUUCUCCAAGAUUGCGACACGCAAGGAGUCCGGCAUCUUCCAGCACUCCACAGCGAGUCCAUGCUGCCAUUAUUCCUCCUGAAGCAAGCUCCAUUGCAUCCACUGAUACAGAUGCAAGGAGCGUCCACUUCGUGAAAGUCAGGGAUAAAAAACAUGUUGGACACAAGAAAAAAAAGGUUACUUAUGUUGAGGAAGUGUCCAGUAGUGAACCUACAGUGAUUCAUGUUAAAAGAAGGCACAGAAAACAUGAGGAAAAAAUCCCUCAACGUCUAGUGCUGCAUGAUAGAUCAAUCCAAACAUUCUCACCAACCCACCAUCAUCCAGUGGUGAGGAUCUCCAUGAAAAAUGAUGCGGGCACCAACAUCCCGUCUCCAACAAGGAGGAACAAAACUCCAAGGAAGUCGAGAGCAGUCCAAACAACCACAGCAGAACAAGAAUCUUUGAAUGACACAAUUACUUACGAGCCAGUGGAGGAGGAUAAAGAAAAUAAUGUUGUAUCUGAUCCAAAAGAAAAAUCCAGGUUUUCAAGUUUCUAUGUUGAUUUUGAUUCAAAAUCGAAGAAACCGACAACAGCAACAAAGCAAGCGAAUGCAGUGAUGCCGAAAAGUGUUGCCUGGUAUGAACCGUACCGAUACGAACCUCCAUGGGGUAAACCACACACCAUUAAUGAGGAACCAGAGCGACCGGGGUUGGUCAGGCAGAGUUUACAAGAUGCAUUAGUAAGUCACCAUCCCCAGUUUGUGACUAAAUCUCGGCAAAGACAAAGAAAGAUUGCUAUUAGCUCCGAAGAAAGAGCAAUGCAAGAGAUAUGGGCUGAAGAAAGAGAGCGAGUAUUUGGAAAGAAGAAAGAUAUAACAGAAAAAAGGCGAACAACAACACCAGCAGUUCCAGUGCGUCGCCGUGUUGAGAUGACGAGAAAGCAAAUAAUCGCGGAGACUCGUGAAAAAUACAAACAACUCCCCGAGGUUGUGAACAGGAAGAAAGAAGAAGAAAGAAAGAGAGAAUAUUCAACCAACAGACACAAAGCAUUGAUGUAUAAAAAGAAAGUACAAAACCAAGUCCUGGGGCGCUGUUUCAACAAUUAAUAAAAAGUGCCAAGACGUUUAAAAAGUUACUGUCGUCAUGUAUUCUUGUUAAAUAGGUAGAAUGUUCCAUCUGCAGUGCUUAAGUGUUCUAUUAUCCCAUAUUUCAAAGAAAAUAUUCCUCCAAAGUUUAUUGUUUGUGUAUUUGUAUUGUACUAUUGUAGCUUGUAGAUUUCAGAAUACACAAGUUUUUGACAU
Ciona intestinalis (vase tunicate) is the source of this 5343-nucleotide messenger RNA. Lineage: Eukaryota; Metazoa; Chordata; Ascidiacea; Phlebobranchia; Cionidae. The record is from RefSeq and is a predicted model, not a curated record.